AUGGGAAGAAAAGAAGAAUUGCUCGCCGCUCCACCUGAACCCGCUGGGGAAGCGGCAGCAGGAGCAAAUGCACCAACACCAUCAGGAAGGAACUCAAAAGCAGGAAAGAAAAGGACAGUUGCUGGAAUGAAACAAGGAAGGGAUGCUAAUGCUGCCCAUGAAGUUGUGGUCGAGCAGCUGGAGCGACGGAAGAAGCCUAGAGUGCAGCAACACAAAGAGACUCUGAAGCUGCAGUUGGAAAAACCCCGGCAAGGGCGGAAGCAUGAGUAUUCUCAAGAGAGUAACAAUACGCAGCUAACUGGAAAGCAGGUGCAGGAACAACACUUGCACACCCAGCAGGUGAAAGAGCAGCAGCCCAGUCAAAGCCGCAGUUGCAAGCGCCAGGACCUCCUGGUGGAUGAGCGUGCGGAAGAUGCUUUUGUCACUGACGAUGAUGCUCCUGCAUGUAGAACGCCGUCGAAGCCAAUGGAAACAACAACCGAGCCGCCAUGUGCGUUGUCAGACGCUGCUGUGGGGGCAGCACAUUCAUCUGCAGAUGCACCGAAAGUCGGCAUAGCAGCAACAAUUGAUGCACGAGCAGCAGCGGAUCCGUAUCUAUUAGAGGAUGCGGAUUACCUUAGAAGAGAAACACGAUGGCUAAACCGCCAACGCGUUUUGCUGCUGGGCAGCCGAGACAAAGUGGGAGAAGAAAGAAAGGCUCCAAAACAUUGCGGAACUCUGCCAGUUGCGAUCCUUAUGGUAUGUGUUCCAGUGGAAACUCUUAACGAAGUGCGCUUGUCGGGCAAUUGCUUGCUGCAUUCUCGGCCAUUACUGGUAUUUGGGGCAGAGUUUGAACGGGAGCCCCACCUGAGGGUUCUAAAGGAACUUUUUAUGCAGGUGUUUGGAACCCCGAGAAACCACCCGAAGUCGAAACCAUUCUUCGACCAUGCCAUGUCUUUCUUUGUAACUGACAGCCGCAUAUGGUUCAGGCAUUACCAAAUUGCGCCGCUUGUAAUGGGCGAGGGGGGCGAUGCAAAUGAUCCCCACAGGCAAACUUUUAUCGAAAUCGGGCCUCGGUUUGUACUCGAUCCAGUGAAAAUCCUCGAAGGCAGUUUCUGCGGGAAAACCCUUUGGCGCAACGGGGAGUUCGUCAGGACUAGAGAUCUAAUGAGACCACGGCGUCUUAGGGAGGUUUUGGACUUCGCAAAGCGACAGGGACAAAAGGAAAAACGAAGGCUGUAUCUUGAAUCGAUGAUGGAGGGCGAACCUAGGAACAAGCUGGCGAAGGAAGUAGUUUUUGGGUCUGAUGUAGUGAAACAGCAAUCUCACUAG
Messenger RNA from Eimeria maxima, 1311 nucleotides. Its product is annotated as ribosome biogenesis protein brix, putative. Gene Ontology annotation, molecular function: rRNA binding. The transcript is spliced from 8 exons. NCBI's taxonomy places the organism in Eukaryota, Apicomplexa, Conoidasida, Eucoccidiorida, Eimeriidae. The coding region runs from base 1 to 1311 and encodes 436 amino acids. Gene Ontology annotation, cellular component: nucleolus. The record is from RefSeq and is a predicted model, not a curated record. Gene Ontology annotation, biological process: rRNA processing; ribosomal large subunit assembly.